Trichoderma virens Gv29-8 is the source of this 1722-nucleotide messenger RNA. RefSeq lists its product as uncharacterized. The transcript is spliced from 5 exons. Lineage: Eukaryota; Fungi; Ascomycota; Sordariomycetes; Hypocreales; Hypocreaceae. Gene Ontology annotation, cellular component: microtubule; cytoplasm. The coding region runs from base 1 to 1362 and encodes 453 amino acids. Gene Ontology annotation, biological process: microtubule cytoskeleton organization; mitotic cell cycle. The record is from RefSeq and is a predicted model, not a curated record. Gene Ontology annotation, molecular function: structural constituent of cytoskeleton; GTP binding.
AUGAGGGGCGAGAUUCUGCAUCUUCACCUCGGUCAGGCCGGUGUUCAGCUCGGUAACGCAGCUUGGGAGCUCUACUGUCUUGAGCACGGCCUCGGCCAUGACGGCCGCAAAGAUCCCAACGCCAAGGAUGACCAAGAUCCAGGCUCCUACGAUACCUUCUUCACCGAGACCGCCGGCGGCAAGCACGUGCCUCGGUCCAUCUUCGUCGACUUGGAUCCGUCUCCCAUCGACGAGAUUCGCACGGGCGAAUAUCGCCAGCUCUUCCAUCCCGAGUUGCUGAUCAGUGGAAAGGAGGAUGCGGCCAACAACUAUGCCCGCGGCCACUAUACUGUCGGAAAGGAGUUGAUCGAUACUGUCAUGAACAAGAUCCGCCGUGUUACUGACAACUGUCACUCUCUCCAGGGAUUUCUCGUCUUCCACUCGUUUGGGGGCGGCACUGGAUCCGGCUUUGGCGCUCUGAUGCUCGAGCGUCUUGCCGCUGAGUAUGGCAAAAAGACCAAGCUCGAGUUCGCCGUCUACCCUGCCCCCCAGACAUCCUCUUCCGUCGUCGAGCCGUACAAUGCAGUCCUGUCCACCCAUAGCACCAUCGAGAAUUCCGACUGCACCUUUCUAGUGGACAACGAGGCAGUCUAUGACAUUUGCCGAAGAAACCUCGACAUCCCUCGUCCUUCUUUUGACCACCUCAACCGUCUCAUCGCCCAGGUUGUCAGCUCCAUCACUUCGUCUCUGCGAUUUGACGGCGCCCUCAAUGUCGAUCUGAACGAGUUCCAGACCAACUUGGUUCCUUACCCACGUAUCCACUACCCCCUGAUUAGCUACGCUCCUGUUGUUUCUGCAAAGAAGAGCUCUCAUGAGAGCUUCAAGGUUCAUGAGCUGACCUUGCAGUGCUUCGAGCCCAACAACCAGAUGGUUGUCUGCGAUCCCCGGAAGGGCAAGUACAUGGCCGUUGCGCUGCUGUACCGUGGCGACGUGGUGACGCGCGACUGUACAGUCGCAAUCGCUGCCAUCAAGGCCAAGGCCACUUUCAACAUGGUCGACUGGUGCCCUACAGGCUUCAAGCUCGGAAUCAACUAUCAGAAACCCGUGGUUGUCCCCGUCUCCGCUUCAGAGGGCGGCCUUGCUCCCGUGCAGCGUUCCGUUUCCAUGCUCUCCAACACAACCGCCAUCGCCGAAGCCUGGUCGCGACUAGACUACAAAUUCGAUCUGAUGCAUAACAAGCGUGCCUUUGUACACUGGUAUGUCAGCGAGGGCAUGGAAGAGGGCGAGUUUUCUGAGGCUCGAGAGGACCUUGCUGCUCUGGAGAGGGAUUACGAGGAGGUUGCCGCCGACUCUACCGACCUCGAUACCGCCAUGGAAUACUGAAUGCGGUUCAUUGACGAACUGGAAGCAAAAUCAUAAACACGGACCGCUGGUGAUGACUGAACGAACUGAGAGAUUGUUUGUUAUUUGGCUGGGAGGUAUUUGGCUUGAGAGAAAAAAAAAAAGGUCGUAUUGGAGUCUGAUUAGAUGAGACCGCCCCAUCAUUCCCCUCUUUUGCUUUCCCACAUCCUUCCCUUUCUUUUGUUUUUUGCUUUUGUUUUUUUCUUUUUUCUUAUUUGCUGGAAAUGUACGUUUGGGAGCAGGCAUGCGAAAAGAAAAAAACUUGAUACCUCUAAUCCCACCAAAGUUCUCUUUCGUUGUACAUAAUGAUAUAUUCGGAUUUUUUGUCAAGGAGGCCUGGGA